This is a messenger RNA of Hippopotamus amphibius kiboko, 2796 nucleotides long. It is a transcript of the gene AEN, whose product is annotated as apoptosis enhancing nuclease. Lineage: Eukaryota; Metazoa; Chordata; Mammalia; Artiodactyla; Hippopotamidae. The transcript is spliced from 4 exons. The record is from RefSeq and is a predicted model, not a curated record. Gene Ontology annotation, molecular function: exonuclease activity; nucleic acid binding. Gene Ontology annotation, cellular component: nucleus. The coding region runs from base 130 to 1107 and encodes 325 amino acids.
CUUGCCCGGGCUUGUAGGAGCAGCCGGCUCCCUAGACGCCACGUGCUGGCGUGGGAAGACUCGCGGGGCUUCAGGCUGCUGCCCCAUUGGCAGAUUACCUCCCAGGCCCUGAAUGGUGAGCUGAUUGGGAUGGUACCCCGGGAAGCUCCUGAGUCUGCCCAGUGCCUGUGCCCUUCCUUGGCCAGCCCGAGUGCCAAGGAUGUGCUGCGGAGGAAACACAAGAGGAAGAGCCGACAGCACCAGCGGUUCAUGGCACGGAAGGCCUUGCUACAGGAGCAGGGGCUGCUGAGCACAUGCCUGGAGCCAGGAUCCUCCCCACAGCCCAUGCCGUCACGGGCAGCGCCCGGCACGGAAGCCGCCAGCAGUGUGAGGCAGCGUCCAAGGGCUGAAUCUGGAGGUGCCCCGUGCAGCAGAAAGCCCACCCCCAGGGAAUCUGCUGGGCCAUUGCCCAGCAAGUGCGUGGCUAUCGACUGUGAGAUGGUGGGCACAGGACCCCGAGGGCGGGUGAGUGAGCUGGCCCGCUGCUCUGUGGUGAGUUACUACGGCGAGGUCCUCUACGACAAGUACAUCCGGCCUGAGAUGCCCAUCGUGGACUACCGCACUCGCUGGAGUGGCAUCACCCGGCAGCACAUGCGCAAGGCCAUCCCCUUCCAGGUGGCCCAGAAAGAGAUCCUCAAGCUCCUGAAGGGCAAGCUGCUGGUGGGGCACGCUCUGCACAAUGACUUCCAGGCCCUCAAGUACGUCCACCCUCGGGGCCAGACCCGGGAUACCACUUACGUCCCCAACCUCCUCAGCCAGCCCGGCCUUCACACCCGGACCCGCGUCUCUCUCAAGGACCUGGCCCUGCAGCUGCUGCACAAAAAAAUCCAGGUGGGCCAGCACGGGCACUCGUCAGUGGAAGACGCCGUGACGGCCAUGGAGCUCUACCGGCUGGUGGAGGUGCAGUGGGAACAGCAGGAGGCCGGCAGCCUCCGGCCCCACCCUGAGGACAGAGAACCUGACAGCAGCACGGACAUGGAGCAGUACAUGGAGGACCAGUACUGGCCAGAGGACCUGGCCCAGGGCACCAGCAGAGGAAUGGGGGAGGCGCUGGGCAGAAGGGAGUGAGGGAGGAGAGGUUCCCGUGGGGGCUGGGGGCCAGGCACGUGGCUGGGGCAGGAUGCUGCCAGGGACCCCCAGGGUCUAAAGCAUUGGGACCAUCUGCCCAGAGCACAGUCCUCGCCUCCCCUCUGUGGUUUUGCUAAUGGCACUUUAUAGACACCAUGAAAAUGAUAGGUGGGCUGCCUGCUAGAGCCCAGCAGGAGUAGGGAAUGCGCCAACAGACGUCCCAGAGGUCACUGACCUUCCCCACCCCCAUGCUGUGCUCUCCAGAGGGAUACUGUCUCCCUCCUUGGGGGUAAUGGGUGGGGGUGUCAAUAUUCAAGAGUUCCCUUAUCUCAACCCAGUAACCUGGGGUAAAGUUCUCUUCCUGUUGUCACCUACCUCUUCCUCCAGAGUCACUUUCAGGAGAGUAAAUCCACCCUGAAGCUAGAGUUAAGGCCACUCAAGGAUCAUUUUGUCCCUUUCUCUCAGAAGUGGAUCUCUGGCUGUAGCCAUCGCAGGAACCGCCAGGGCACAAUGGAGUAGCAGAGACCACAGCUCGUGGGGAGCUGGGUCCUCACUUGCUCCCCACCAGGAGUCACCAGGCACUACUGUUCUGGGAGGAGGGAAGGCAGAUAAGCUUUGGGUGGGGACUGGCCUAUGUAUCUUGACCCAAGUCAGGCAUUCCUCCUGCCCACCCAGCACUAGGUUCUCUUAAGCAAAGGUCUGAGAAACAAGACAGCCGCUUGAAUUCUGGGACCCCCGUGCAGAAUUGCCCACAGGGGUCUUUAUGUAUUAAGAGCAAGGCCCCGGGUCUGUAGGGGAGCAGAGGGCGGGUCCACUGGGGUCGGGCUGGGCAUCGACGGCUGUGCAGUUGUGCCUGCACUCGGGUGGGCUGGGUUUUCUCCAAGUCUCUAAAAAUGUCCUCUGUCAGGAUUCCUCCCCUACCCCUUUUUCCUUGUUUCCUAGGGGGCAGUUUGGGGACAUUGGGGUAACCCAGGGCUCAGGUCACGCAGAACUUUUGAGCCUCAUCUUUGCUCACCCCUCAAUAGCCUUGAGACUCAGGCAAGUGUGCGACGUCACGCUGGAGUCUGUCCUCUCAUCUGUAAAAUGGGGGUAAUGAUUCCACCUACCUCACAGGGCUGUUAGGGGGAUGAGGAGUUGAGUGUUUGGCCCAGGGCCUGGCACCCAGCAAGCCGAGGUCAGUGUGAGUGAGGUUAGUGCGGGCAGCUGUGUUUUCUUUAAGGAUCAGCGUUAGGCUCUUCUGGGUAACAGCUGAAUACCCCCUGGGGUUGAGUGGCUCUGGCCCAGACAGCACUGUCCUCAUGGCUGUUCCAGCAGGUGGGGCACUGGCCACUGAGGGCAAUUUGGAGGUUCCGGGCUCUCACUGCCCUGCACUGCAUGGAUUUCAUCUCAGUCUGAGCAAAACAGCCAAGGCCAGGAAGGGAAAGACAUUAUUGAAACCACAGAACUGCGAACUUGUUCUGGGAGCUGGCUGAGUCACUGCCCACCACUGGCCUGGUUCCAGGACUUUGUUUUAGGUUCCUUAAAAAUCUGUAGCUGAUGCCACACUCACAGCUGAGCAGUAGCUUUGGUUCUUUGGUCUGUGGGUUGAGGAAGGAUGGAGCUGUUAGUAGUGGGGAGAUGUACUGGGUUUAAAAUCAGCUUUGUUGUAAAACUGUUCUGGAAUAAAACUCAAGUGGAAAAGUGGGGGAA